Molecule: messenger RNA, 661 nt
Organism: Drosophila pseudoobscura
Lineage: Eukaryota; Metazoa; Arthropoda; Insecta; Diptera; Drosophilidae
Exons: 2
Coding region: 255-566 (103 amino acids)
Source: RefSeq, a predicted model, not a curated record
AGUUUCGUAUAGCCAGAUCUUUCCGGGACAACAUUAGCUUUGAGGUCAGAUACGCAAUUGCUGGCUAUUUUGAUGGCAUCCUGUUUCGACUACAAGCUGACUCUCACUCUGGCUAUAGAAUAUCAUUGCGAAUAAUGUCGAGUUUACUUAUCGUAUUAACAAACAUAUACUCGUACAGCCAGGCUGGGUAUAGUAAAAUCUGUAUUAAUUUGAUUUUUGCGUGAUUUUGGCACGUGUGGAAGCACCUCCAAAGGAUGGAUAAGUUUGUGCAACGCCAACCGUCCCAAGCUUCUACCGGGGACUGCCCGGACGUAUCGCAACCGACGACUUCUGUCAGUUCAAAGACCAGCCAAGGGCCUUCUAUAGUAGCAGAAAAUGAUAAGACCACGCCUACGUCCAUGACGGACGCGCGUCUGCAGCGUGACCUCAACAGCCGCAGCGCUUUACUUCGAGUGCGUGCCAUGUACGCUCUCAAAAAUCCUACCAAAAACGCAUACACUGUAUUUGAUGUGCCACAUACCGAACAAGAUCUUAUCUUUGACGACGAAGGAGAAUCCUCCGAUUGAACCAAAACGGCACAGUGGGAUCUUCGGCCAAUUCAGUUUAAUAGCUUCUGAACGAAAAGGGAUGUCUCCUUGAAAUAAACUGCAUUUGAAAACAA